UUUCACCCAGCAGCUUUGUUCAAUAGUAGAGUUACAAAAGCAAUGGUUGACAGCAAAAUCGGACAAAAGCGUAAAAAGCCAGGAAAAUCCUAUGACAAUAAACACAGGUCGGGUCCAGCGUUUGACGCAAAGCGAUCUGUAACCGAGAAGACUGAUUACGUCAAGGAAAUGCAGCAAUCUCAUGUCUCUAGCAAAAAACUUGUUCUUCGUCCAAGAAAGUAUACAGUAAGCAUUGCUAUUCCAUCCGGAAUUUUGGAUACGGCACCCACUCAGGAACUGAAGACAGUUUUGGCUGGACAAAUCGGAAGACUACUGGCUAUCUACAAUGUCGAUGAAAUUAUCAUAUAUGACGAGAAGGCACGCAACGCCUUUGCUGCAUCAGAGGACAAUACGCAUACCGGGAGUGGACCUUCUAACUUGUUCUUGGCCAGAGUACUGCAAUAUUUGGAAACUCCACAGUAUUUGAGGAAGGCACUUGUUCCUAUCAGCAAGGACUUGAGGUUUGCUGCGCUUUUGUCUCCCCUGGAUUCCCCACAUCAUCCUCAACUGGAUGAGAGAACAAAAUACAGAGAAGGUGUCACUGUAGCAAAACCAGUGAAAGAAGGUCGUGGAUCUUGGGUAGACGUUGGCCUUAAAAACCAAAUUCAAAUCGAGCGUGUACUUAAGCCAAAAGUUAGAGUUACAGUGGAGAUGGGCGAUGGUGCUGAAAAAAAGUCAACAACCGUUAGCCCAAAGACUCCCAGAGAAGUUCUUGGUUUGUACUGGGGCUACACUAUAAGACUAGCUGGCUCGUUUUCGCGAGUCUUGACUGAAAGUCCAUACAAGGAUGGAUAUGAUCUGACAGUUGGUGUCAGCGAUCGAAACAGCGAACCCCUCGCUGAACAGACCAACAAGUUAAAACCAUUCAGCCAUAUGUUGAUUGCUUUUGGUGGACCAAAUGGAGGAUUACAGAACGCCAUUGACGCAGACGAAGAUUUACAGUGUGCCGGUGAGGAUGCCAAUGAAUUGUUCGACAUGUUCAUUAUCCCAUCGGCAACUGCCGGUAGUCGUACCAUCCGUACAGAAGAGGGUAUUCAUAUGGUCAUGACAUCGCUACAACCUCACAUUGAAACGCAUGGACAGUUAAACACAGUGUAAUAUAGCAAGUCAUAAUAGAGCUCAACAUGUAUAAUAAAAGCACGUCUACAAUCUGCAAUGAAUCGGUUGUUUGCUUUGUUGAACAGUGUACGAUCAUGUCGCAC
Molecule: messenger RNA, 1241 nt
Organism: Umbelopsis ramanniana AG
Lineage: Eukaryota; Fungi; Mucoromycota; Umbelopsidomycetes; Umbelopsidales; Umbelopsidaceae
Exons: 7
Coding region: 43-1137 (364 amino acids)
Source: RefSeq, a predicted model, not a curated record